Messenger RNA from Onychomys torridus (southern grasshopper mouse), 909 nucleotides. Its product is annotated as DBF4-type zinc finger-containing protein 2 homolog. The transcript has 3 exons. The record is from RefSeq and is a predicted model, not a curated record. The coding region runs from base 1 to 909 and encodes 302 amino acids. NCBI's taxonomy places the organism in Eukaryota, Metazoa, Chordata, Mammalia, Rodentia, Cricetidae.
AUGAAGUUGAAAGUAGCCUUGCUCUUUGUCAGGCUUCAGACAACCUCUCCCUUGGCUGUCGGAGGAAGGAGCAGCUCUCAACCCAGAAGCCUUAUUCCACUUCCCCCAGCUGUUGCUGAGCCAGUUCACUUCUUCACAGAGAAAGGGGAUCAGAAGUGGCCAGUGUGGGCAGUUGCUAAGCAGCAGAACUGGCCUUUGUCCUCAUGGGGAUUGCACAGAAGGGACCCCAUUGCUGAGAGAAGGCUCCUUGCCAGCCCUGCUCUCUUGAGGGCGCUGUGGCCAUUCUACAGAGACAGCUCAGAGCUGGAGCAAGUCAAGCAAGUCACUGUCUGCCCCAGGAGCCCAGGCACUGCUGCCCGUGCCCUGCCCUUCCACAAGCCACUGUCUGCCCCAGGAGCCCAGGCACUGCUGCCCAUGCCCUGCCCUCCCACAAGCCACUGUCUGCCCCAGGAGCCCAGGCACUGCUGCCCGUGCCCUGCCCUUCCACAAGCCACUGUCUGCCCCAGGAGCCCAGGUACUGCUGCCCGUGCCCUGCCCUUCCACAAGCCACUGUCUGCCCCAGGAGCCCAGGCACUGCUGCCCGUGCCCUGCCCUCCCACAAGUCACUGUCUGCCCCAGGAGCCCAGGCACUGCUGCCCGUGCCCUGCCCUUCCACAAGCCACUGUCUGCCCCAGGAGCCCAGGCACUGCUGCCCGUGCCCUGCCCUCCCACAAGCCACUGUCUGCCCCAGGAGCCCAGGCACUGCUGCCCGUGCCCUGCCCUUCCACAAGCCACUGUCUGCCCCUGCCCCAGGAGCCCAGGCACUGCUGCCCGUGCCCUGCCCUUCCACAAGCCACUGUCUGCCCCAGGAGCCCAGGCACUGCUGCCCGUGCCCUGCCCUCCCACAAGCCCACUUGCCUUGGCCCCUGA